AUAUCCAAUUAAUUUGAACUCCUUGCACCUGAACAAUAACAAUUUGUCUGGACCAUUUCCAUCUAUCUUAAGGAAUUCUAAAAAAUUAAUUGUUCUUGAUCUUGGCGGGAAUAGAUUUUCUGGUGAAAUACCAAAAUGGGUGGGAAGGAGCUUUCCAUUGCUAAAGAUUCUUCGUUUGAGCUCAAACUCAUUCCAUCAUUCUAUUCCGGCAAAUAUAGGAAAUUUUACUUUCCUCCAAGUUUUGGAUCUUUCAUCCAACAGUCUUAUUGGCAGAAUGGCAGUAUACCAUCAACUAUUGAAAAUUUAAGUUUUAUGGGUGUGAAACAAAACUACACUCAUAAUCUAUUGCGUUUUAGUGGUGACUCUUCUGGUUUUCAUGGAUGUGAAUCUUGUGGCUAUUUUUCUAAUGGUGACAUGGGCUAUAUCCUUGAUGAUAACAUUAAAAUUACUGCAAAAGGGUCAACCAAUGAAUACACUAAAGCGCUUAGUGCGGUGGCAAGCAUAGACUUGUCAAACAAUGAGCUUUCUGGAGAAAUUCCAAAAGAGAUUAUUAAGCUGCAUGGAUUGUGCUUCCUCAACUUAUCCAACAAUCAUUUGACAGGAAGGAUUCCAGAAAAUAUUAGUGCCAUAACAGAAUUGGAGUCUCUUGACUUAUCGAUGAACCAUCUUACAGGAGAAAUUCCUUCCAAACUGUCUUCUUUGAACUUUCUCAGUUUCUUGAAUAUCUCCUACAACAACUUGUCAGGAAGAAUCCCAAUAGGCGGUCAAUUUUCAACCUUCAAUGACUCCAUCUACGACGGCAACAAGGGCCUUUGUGGUGUGCCACUUCCAGAGUGUCCCAAUGAUGACGUUAAUCAUUCACCAUCUCAAAUAGAAGAAAAUGAAAAAGGUGACAAGCUUGAAACAAUUUUGAAUUAUACCUUCAUUGUGAUGGGGUUCAUAGUUGGUUUUUGGGCAUAUUUUGGCAUGGUUAUCAUGAAAAAGUCCAUAAAGGUUACUCUCUUUCAAUUGGCGGACAAGAUGUAUGAUUGGAUAUACGUACAACUCUCGCUGAGGAUUGCAAAGCUGAAUAUGAAGUGGCAAAAAUGAACUUAAGCCCUUGAACUUUCAAGUAGUGAAGAGGGAUUGCUUCCUUUUAUAUAUAGUUGGUCAUAUUUAGUUGUGAAUGCUUUUGUGUAUUAAGAAAGUUGUGGUGUGAAUGUUAUUGUGUAUGAUGAAAGUGCGCUGCUAAAGUUGAAACUAUAAAAGCUGAAACUCGCAUGGUUUAAUGAUGUUAUUCUAUCA
This is a messenger RNA of Zingiber officinale, 1284 nucleotides long. Its product is annotated as putative receptor like protein 25. Gene Ontology annotation, molecular function: protein binding. The transcript has a single exon. The record is from RefSeq and is a predicted model, not a curated record. Lineage: Eukaryota; Viridiplantae; Streptophyta; Magnoliopsida; Zingiberales; Zingiberaceae. Bases 136 to 1089 code for a protein of 317 amino acids.